This is a messenger RNA of Limulus polyphemus (Atlantic horseshoe crab), 3393 nucleotides long. Its product is annotated as protein arginine methyltransferase NDUFAF7, mitochondrial-like. Bases 450 to 1844 code for a protein of 464 amino acids. Gene Ontology annotation, molecular function: protein-arginine omega-N symmetric methyltransferase activity. Gene Ontology annotation, cellular component: mitochondrion. The transcript has 11 exons. The record is from RefSeq and is a predicted model, not a curated record. Gene Ontology annotation, biological process: mitochondrial respiratory chain complex I assembly. Lineage: Eukaryota; Metazoa; Arthropoda; Merostomata; Xiphosura; Limulidae.
UGGUAUACGCGUUGUAGUAAUAAAUUCGUUAUUCGUGUUGUUAUUGCUGGCCUUAUUUAAGCUAGUAAUUUUCAGUUGAGCGUCGUUGCUGAGAUUUAAAUAAAAUUAAUAGUCAUGUUUGUGAAAAAUAUUUAUAAAAAGUAAAUUAAGUUGGUGAGAUUUGGAAAAAAUAUAUAAACGUAGAUAAGAAAUAUGACCGGCCUUGGAUCUGGGAAAGAGGCUACAGUUUUGUGUUGUAUUGGCUGUUUUUAAUUUAUAUAAGUGUUCACAGCAUCACUCUUAGAUCAUCAGAGAACUAACUUCCUAAACUAUAGAGUAAAAUAUUAGCAUCUUAUUUACUGGGAAAAGCAGACUUGGCCAAUUUCGGGCGUGGAAUUCAGCUAGCAAAUAAUAGUAAUGAUCAAACUGUUUAAUUCAACUUGAAGGUGUUUUCUCGGGCAUCUUCAGCCAUGACUGUGAACUUCUUGACAAGAAUUUCACCAGCUGGGCUUUCACACACACUAAAAAACAGUUGGCCUAUUAAAUUCCAAGGAUUAUGGGCCUUAGGAUUCACAGCAAGGUUUUCUACAGAAUUUGGCCUUCAUCCCAGAAGGAACUACUCAUUUCAUGUACAAGAAAAAUCAAGAGAGACAAAAUUGCUCCACCACUUACGAGCAAGAAUAUCAGCUACAGGGCCUGUGACUGUUGCUGAAUAUAUGAAGGAGGUUCUCACUAAUCCCAUGUCAGGGUAUUACAUGCACAGAGAUGUAAUUGGCAGUUCUGGUGAUGUCAUUACAUCCCCAGAGAUUUCACAUACGUUUGGAGAGCUAAUUGCUAAAUGGUUCCUAAAUGAGUGGACUAAAGUAGGUAAACCUAAACCACUAUAUGUGGUUGAGCUUGGGCCUGGAAGAGGAACACUCUCUGAUGAUAUGCUUAGGGUUUUUUCACAAUUUAGUGAUUCACGAGAAGUGGUGUCACUUCAUCUGGUGGAGGUAAGUCCCCAUUUAAGUCAGCUGCAAGAGUUAAAACUAUGUGGCACAGUCAGUGUUGUCAAAGAUGUAUUAGAAGCUGAAGAUAGACAUCGACAUCUCCAUCUACACACUAGUCCAGAAAGUGAAGAAAAUUUCUAUAAGCACAACAUUACAAAACAUGGUGUUCCUGUCUCUUGGUAUCGCCAUCUUGAGGAUGUUCCCCAUGGAUUCUCUUGCUUCAUUGCCCAUGAAUUCUUUGAUGCCCUUCCAGUUCAUAAAUUUCAGAAAACGCAUGAGGGAUGGCGAGAGAUACUGAUUGACAUUGAUGAUAAUGUGGGUCCCCACCAUCUGAGAUAUGUGCUGUCCAGAGGACCUACUCCAGCAAGCAAAUUUUUUGUUGAUCCUAAAGAAACUCGAAGUAGUGUAGAGGUCAGUCCAGAGAGUGGAGUUUUAGUUCAGGAUAUUGCCAUUCGACUUGAACAAGAAGGAGGUUGUGGACUUGUGGUAGAUUAUGGUCAUGAUGGUAGCAAAGGUGAUACAUUUAGGGCUUUUCGACGUCAUGCUUUACAUGACCCACUGUGUGAACCAGGUACAGCUGAUCUAACGGCAGAUGUAGAUUUUUCAUAUCUAAAGAAGUUAGUUCAAGGACGAGCACUAACAUAUGGUCCCAUACCACAGGGAAUGUUUCUUGAAAACAUGUCUAUUAAAGCAAGGCUGGAGAAACUUCUGAAAUCUGCUACCCCAGAGUUACAAAAACAAUUAAAGUCUGGCUACGAAAUGCUUGUCAGUUCUGACAAAAUGGGAGACAGGCUCAAAUUUCUUGCUCUUUUUCCAACAGAUAUGCAGGAAGUCUUGACAAAAACUCCACCAGCAGGAUUUGUUGCCCCUCCAUAACUUUUGUAGUGACAGGUGUGCCAAUAUAAAAACCUUUUUUUAUUUGAAACGAAAUUAUUGUGUAAAACUGUAGAUUAUCCCAAUUAAUUGGUAUUAUGUUAUGUUUUUCUCUUUCUGUUUGCAUAAAAUGUGAAACAUGGACUGCUACAGGUAUUAACUUUUAAUGUAAUAGUACAAAUUCUUAAGAGAACCCAAGAAUUGUGAUAUGUUAGGUUGCUUAUUAUGGCAACAGGUUAUAAUUGUACAUUGAAAGUAGUUAGCUGGUUAGUUUUCUUCUUCAGUGUUUGUUUUUGUAAAGAUUACUUUAAAAUUCAAGAGAAAGAAAUAUAAACAAAUAGUAAAGUCUUUCUUGUGGAUAUUUGGUACUCUUUAUGACGUGGAGAAUUCACAAGCUAAGCUUUAAUUAAACAUAGAUGUAACCCAAAUAAAAGUAGAGGCUAAAGUUAAAGUAUAACUGUAGAGGUUUUUCUAGUAGUGAAAGACAACUAACAUUAUGUCUUCUGUCUUAUCAUAACCAGUUUUGUUUGUGUUGAGGUUUUCUAGCAGUGAAAGAAAACUAAUUAUGUCUGCUGUGUUAUUAUAACCAAUUUUGUUUGAGUAGAGGUUUUCUAGCUGUGAAAGGCAACUAUAAUUUUGUUCACUUCCUUAUAAUAACCAGUUCCGUUUGAGUAGAGGGCAAGAAAAUGCAUUCACUUUUUCUGAGUAGAAAAAAAUCACAUUAGUUGAGAUCUGGAAGGAGUUGCAUUUUUUUCUCACAGUUUGCCUUUAAAAACUUUAGUGAAUGUUUAAGUUUGAUUCAAUUGUUUGGAAACAUAAUUUGAUCAGAAAAGGAAAGGCAGUGUAAUAAUUAACACAUUUUAAUUGGACAUUUUGGAUUAUACAUGAUAAAUUUUUAGCAGUUUACUACAACAAAGAAGAAAUUAGAAUUAAGUAUUAACAGCUAAUAAAUGCAAAAGUUAAAUAUUUUAAUUUAGAACUUCUGAAGAUGGAUUAUGUAUAAUCUGAAAUGUUUAUGAUUGCCGUCAUCUCAGCUCCAUGGUAUGUUAUCUACAAGUUUACAGACCUACAAUACCAAAAUCUGCAGUUCAACUCCCUGCAUCAAACAAUGUGCAGAUAGCCCAUUGAGUAGCUUUGCACUAAGAAGGCAGCAGCUGUUAUUUUUACUUUUUUUGAUUAAAUUUAGUUUUAUUUUACAGUUUAAUACAUUUUUUUAUUGUUAAAUAUUGAAACUGCUAAAAAUCCCUACAGUUGAAUCCCUAUUUAAGCCUGAUUAUGCUUUUCAAAUUGAAUAAAGCUGUCCUAUUUAAAACAAACAUCUUCUAAUAAAUUAAGAUACCUAUGUGUUAAUAGGAAUAUUAGGUUUAAAAUUGUGUGUUUAUAAUUCUUGGUAACAUAUGAUCUAAAAUAUAUUCAUUGUUAUUGUUUCACAAAGAACUAAUUGGUUAAAAGUAUCAGUUUUGUGUAUAAAGCAUUAAACAGUUUAAAUGUGAGUUUGUAUCUUGGGAAUGUUGUGUACAUUGUUAGAUUAAUAAAUUUAGUAUUGUAUCUA